Ylistrum balloti is the source of this 9829-nucleotide messenger RNA. RefSeq names its product A disintegrin and metalloproteinase with thrombospondin motifs 7-like. The transcript has 25 exons. Gene Ontology annotation, biological process: extracellular matrix organization; proteolysis. Gene Ontology annotation, molecular function: metalloendopeptidase activity. Lineage: Eukaryota; Metazoa; Mollusca; Bivalvia; Pectinida; Pectinidae. Gene Ontology annotation, cellular component: extracellular matrix. The record is from RefSeq and is a predicted model, not a curated record. The coding region runs from base 172 to 5088 and encodes 1638 amino acids.
ACGAAACAUCAAUGAAAGUUUCACCGACAAUAAGUUUCCGUCGGGAUGUAUGCAUGAUGUCUUAUUUUGGAAACACACCACAAGUAAAAAAGCACGUGUUUGUCUGUGCGCGUGAGUGUUAAGUGUCGCGCGUGAUUUGUGUGGAUUUGUGACAGAUACUGAGGCUGAGAAAUGUUGUCUCCCUCUACAUUAGUUCUGUUUGAAUUGUUGGUGUUGUCAUUUCUACGUGUCGUAACUUUGGCUACACCUCACUAUACAUUCCGGGACCCUAGACAAGAGGAAUUUGCUCAAGGACUAGAAAGAUAUGACUUUGCAGUUCCAUCCAGGGUGACCGCAGAUGGCAUCCACAUAGAUCAUUCCUUACAUCCUAAUAUACGGCGGAGGAAGAGGAGUACCGAAGAGUACCCUCAGUCGGACAAGACACCUGACCACACAGUGCAUUAUAAAGUGGAUAUAGAGAAUAAACCUAUUUAUUUAAAAGUUAAACCAAAUUAUAAAUUAUACUUUCCGUCCCUAAUUGUUGAAAAGCGUAAAAAUUUGUUCGGAAAUGUGACAGAUUCCGUAUUCACCGGUGUAGAACCAGAUGAAGAACAUUGUCAUUUCACUGGGGAGGUUCUUGGAGAAACGUCAUCAACAGUGGCACUGGAAGUUUGUAACGGUCUGACAGGGCUACUGCGAAUUGGUACUGGAACCUACUUUAUAGAACCAGUGCGAGGACAUCCCGCCUCUGACACAGGUCAUCCCCAUAUUGUGUACCAACACACAUCUCUUCCAUCCAAGAUUGGCCUUCACAACCUACAUAACCCUGUAACACCAGAUCAGAACUCUCCGUGUGAUGCUGGGGGUGAGGAUGGACCAUCAGAAGAGGAUAAAGAACACUACGAUCGUGCUGCAGAAAAACAUCGCCAUGCUCACAGUCGUAAGAAACGGUCAAUUUCUAUCGAGCGUCACAUUGAGGCAAUGGUGGUGGUGGAUCCAGCUAUGGUGGAAUAUUAUAAAAAUGAAGAUGUGAAGACUUACGUCCUCACCAUCAUGAACAUGGUGGCGACUCUAUUCCAUGAAGCUUCUAUUGGGAACGCCCUCAACCUUGUGAUGGUUCGACUGGUGCUGCUUGAGGAUCCACAGGAGGAUUUGAAGCUGACUCAUCAUGCAGAUAAAUCCCUGAGAAGUUUUUGUAAGUGGCAGAAAAAAAUGAAUUUUAAAGAUGACGACCAUCCUAACCACCAUGAUGUAGCCAUACUUCUUACCAGAAUCAACAUCUGUUCACGUAUGAAUGAGCCGUGCAGCACAUUGGGGCUUGCUCAGGUUCCCGGGAUCUGUCUACCUCACAAAUCCUGUAAUAUCAAUGAGGACACAGGGCUUCCCCUAGCCUACACCGUGGCACAUGAGCUCGGACACAAUUUUGGGAUGACCCACGACAGUGUUCGUAAUGGCUGCGAAAUGAAGGAUGGCGAGGAGUAUCUUUAUGUGAUGGCAGCCCAACUGUUAGCCGUCAAUGUUCCGAUGAAGUGGUCAGAAUGCAGCAGGACUGCAAUAACAAAGUUUAUAGAUCGUGGUUGGGCCUAUUGUUUAGAUGAUGAGCCAGCAGAGUUUCACCAUAAGGAAUUUCAGUACCCGAUUAUCCCCCCUGGGACCAUGUAUGAUGGCGACCACCAGUGUCGUCUAGUGUAUGGUCCUGAUGCCAUUUUGUGUGAGGAUGUGGAGGAGGAGAUGUGUAGCACUCUGUGGUGUCGAUACAGGAACAAGUGUACAACCAAACUAGAGGCUGCAGCAGAGGGGACAAUAUGUGGGCAAAAUAAGUGGUGUUUUAAUGGUGACUGUGUGGAGAUUGGUGAGCGUCCUCUGGCCAUCAACGGUAACUGGGGAGAGUGGAGUGGCUGGUCCGAUUGCAGUCGUACCUGUGGUGCUGGGGUCUCUACAGUGGAGAGACACUGUGAAAACCCACCGCCUUCAAAUGGUGGAAAGUAUUGUAUCGGGGAGAGAAAGAGAUACAGAAUUUGCAAUACUGAUCCGUGUCCAGAAAAUACCCCUAACUUUAUAACAGUGCAGUGCCGUGACUUCAAUUACAUUCCUUACAGAAACAAACUUUAUGAAUGGGAGCCAGUAGAAAUGGACGCCAAUGAUUCACCUUGCCAGUUACAUUGUAAACCCAAGAACAGAUUCUUCUCUGUGCUUCUGUCAGACAUGGUAGCUGAUGGGACACCUUGCUCACCAGGCAAACGCAACAUGUGCAUAAGUGGCCGAUGUCGGCAUGUUGGCUGUGACUGGCAACUUGACUCGGCUGCCAGGGAGGACCGGUGUGGAGUCUGCCACGGUGAUGGCUCAACGUGCGAGACAGUCAAAGACCAAUAUAACGAAACUCAGGGAUUAGGGUACGUAGAAGCAACUGUUAUUCCACGUGAAGCAAGGAAUAUCAGAAUAGAAGAAGUGGCUGGAGCCAAUAACUACCUGGCCAUGAGGGACAACAAGGGUAACUACCUCCUCAAUGGUCACUGGUUUAUCCAGUGGAGUGGGGACUACCAGAUGGCUGGUACUGUUGUCCACUAUGAAAGAGAAGGGAACAAGGAGAAAGUAGAGGCUAUCGGACCACUUAAAGAACCCAUACAUGUUAUGCUACUACUGCAGUCUCGUAACCCAGGUGUGAUAUUUGAGUACACGGUUCCUCGAGAGAAUAUCACCGAGACAAGAGAGUCUGAGUUUCGGUGGAAGUACUUAGACUGGACACACUGUACAGCCUCAUGUGGGGGAGGAAGCCAGAGGUCACAGGUUGUGUGUGAGGAACUGGAGGCGGGACUUGUAGAGGACCAGUACUGUAACAGUUCUAAUAAACCUGAUGACAAACAACGGGCAUGUAACCUUCACCUGUGUCCAGCAAAAUGGUGGGCUGGUGCCUGGCAACAUUGUUCUCUCACCUGUGGUAAAAAUGGAGUGCAUCGCCGCACAGUGAUCUGUGUUAGGAACCUAGGACUGGAUGAACAGAUUGCACUGGAGGACAAGAAUUGUAUGGACCAAGAAAAGCCAACAGAGAUAGAGCCAUGUCAUCACAAGGAUCCUUGUCCAGGCACAUCUAAUUGGGUUGUCGGAAGCUGGUCACAGUGCCAUGGUAACCCAUGUGAGAAGCAACACCGACCUGUGCUUUGUGAGAACCCAGAGGUCGGCUGUGAUGAAUCAAUAAAACCAAAUCUGGAACAGUCUUGUACCAAUGUAACUUGUGGUAUCUGGAGAGCAGAGUCCUGGUCUGAGUGUACUCGUACCUGUGGAGGAGGGAUGAAAUCUAGACAGGUCCAAUGUAUUGGGGGAUCUGUCUGUAACAUAGAUGAGGAACCAUCCAGAAACAUGCUCUGUAACAACAGAGCUUGUCCAAUCACAACCACUGUUACAACCACUUCGACAACCACUUCGACAACCACUACAACAACCACACCUGUACCAACUACCACUACAACUACCAGUACCACACCUGCGCCAACGACCACCACAGCUUCUACUACCACUAUUCCAACCACAACUGCUGCCCCAGAAACAUCUGCCCCAACCACAAGCUCUGCUAGAGUGCCAACAACUCCCAGAGAUCUAUCACUUGGAGUAAAGAAUGAAGAAUCACCUAGCAUUGUAUUAUCUGAUUCCAAGGGAGAAAACUCUCUAGUCAUACCCAAGGAUGGAAGUGAAUCUGUGGUUCCUUCCCGCCAGGUGGGAGGAGUUCCUUCUCUUAUUGAGAGUGAGACUGUCAAAACAGGAAGUGAUGUGAAUGUACAGAUAGACAGUUCCUCUAACUUUGAUAGUGACAAUGGAGGAGAGGUCAGGGUAGAAGACAAAGAGGACAACCAAGAGGAAGUUGGAGACUUGUACAAUGUGAUGGAAGGAGGAAUAGAGGGAGAGGAGGAGGAUUUUAAUGACGGUGAAGAUGGUUAUGAAAGUCAACCUGAUCUUGAAACAUCAGAGGAUCAGCCAAUAAAAGUGUCUAAAACAAAAAAUCCUGGGAGAGAAACUGAACCUAUCAAUGAAUCUGUACCUCAGGAAAGGUUAGAGUCUGAGCCAAUCAAUAAACAUUUAACACAAGGUAGGUCAAAUCCUGAAAAUGAUGGUGACUCUGGGACUGAAAGACAGGAAAUACCACAGCCAAAAGAAAACACACCAACACAGGAACGUCGUCUACCACCAUCAUUGUCUGACAGAGGAACAAUACCAGAUCAAGAAAGAAUUAAAGGAUUGCCAGACAAAGAUUUGGAGGAAAUAUCUAGUGAACCAAUACCGAGAGGUAACAGACCUAGGUCAAACUCCGGGGACAAGAGGAUGAUGCCUCGACUACCAAUCAGAGGAUCAGGUCAUGGCAGGAUUGUUGGGGAGAACAUUGGAGUGCGCCCACUACCCAAAACACCAAUGAUAAAGCCUGGCCUUAUACCAAAGGUCAAUAGUCUGGGCUACGAGUGGAGAUCAGCCAACUGGACAGAGUGUUCAAGAAUGUGCGGUGCCGGAAUACAGACCAGAACCAUUUACUGUGUAGAUAAAGCCAGUGGGGAAACUGUGGCUAAAAGUCAGUGUGAGAUCAGACACAAACCUAAUGCCAUUGAUCGCUGUAAUGUCCACGCCUGCUCUGAAUGGGAGGGUGGAGACUGGAGUGCUUGUUCUGCUACCUGUGGUGUGUCAACAAAGAUGAGGUUGGUGACCUGUCCAAGGAGUCAAGUGUGUGACCCUGAACUGAAACCAGCAGAAACCAUGCCAUGUGACCUCCCUGCUUGUCUUGCUUGGGUCCAUGGUCAGUGGAGCAGGUGUUCCAAGUCAUGUGGCGGUGGGGAACAGGUUCGUCUUGUCCAGUGUAUCAACAUCACAUCACAACAGAGAGGUGCUGGUUGCCCCACCCACACCAAACCAGGCGAGAGACAGCAGUGUAACAAAGCCUCUUGUCCAGAUAAUAAUCAUGCUUUAAACCGACACCGUUGUACAAGAGACAAGAUGAGUAACCAGAUUUGUCGUGCCCUGCGGAGAAUGAACCAGUGCUCCAAACUGUAUGUACGAGUGAAAUGUUGUCUCACCUGUAAUGUACGACAGUGGCGACAACGUCCUUACCACCGACGCACUGCGAGGUAAAACCAUGCAACGCUGUCUUCUUUGGGUCUCUUUCUACAUGGCAGAUGGCCUUGGAGAUACAAAAUGUGUUGAACUUGGAUGGGAAUGGUGAACCAUUUUCCUGAACUUGACUUCAAGCAAGUGCAAUUUUGUCUCAAAAAUUCAAGAUGGCUUUGAGAAUUCCUCCUGAAAGACGUUACAGAUGGAUAACCCAAAGUAACCAUUAUUUCUCUUAGGUAUGGAUACUCAUUUCAUAUCAAAGCAGUGAUUGACAGUCUGAUCAUGUGAUGAUGCAGGGGAGAUAAAUUCUCAAAUUAUGGUGUAAUCAGUGUUUUUUGACCCGAGAUGUUAUGUCAUGGGAUCUGAGAUGUAGUUUGACAUGUAACCGCAAAAAGUGUGUCAUGUGACCAGUGAUGCUGUGUGACAUGUGAGCACAGUUGGUGAAAUUUAUGACCUCAUUGUGACAUGUGAUCAGAGAAUAUGUCUUGUAAUUGUAUAUGGAGUAAGUCAAUUGAGCCUUGCCCACAGACAUUGUCAUUGUAAAGUGAGGAGAUUUGACACACAGACUAUGUAUGUGUUCAUGAAUAUUACCCCUUCAACUCAUUGUACAAGACUUCACCUCAGUGUUUCGGAGUACAAGACUUCAACUCAGUGUCUCUGAGUACAAGAUUUCAACUCAGUGUCUCCGAGUACAAGACUUCAACUCAGUGUCUCCGAGUACAAGACUUAAACACGGUGUCUCACAGUAUAUGUACAAGACCUCAACUUUAGUCUCUCUGAGUAAAAGAUUGAAACCAUUUCUCUUCAAUCACCAGACUUGAAACCAAAGUGUUUUUGAGUGCAUUACAAGACUUACAGCAGAGGGUCUCAAUUUCUGAGUACAAGAAAUCUCUGUUCAACAAGUGAUGAACUUACUUGGCUGCUACAUCACCCCAAAUGUAAUGUUUAUUGACAUGCUCCAGAAGUCCCUUACAGGCAAAGGUGUUACCAUUGCUUCUGUAAGUAGGCUGGUAGACUACUGAAAACUGGGGGAAAAAACAUUUGAAAGUCAACCCAUUUAGUGCAGAGGUGUACAAUAUUCACUGAUGGACUUGAAAUUUUGGAGGUUAUUUACAGCAAUGGUGGCUUAUUGGCUACUGAUUUAUAUCCAACAUGUAUAAGGUGCUGUGGAGAACUUAUGAUAAGUUAGAACUAUUUAGAAAUAAGUCUUAUCAAUGUUUACUCAAUAUUGGCUGGAUCAGAGGCAGUAUAUAGUGCCUAUAAGUCACCUGUUGAUACUUUCUCACUUUAUUUUAUAUGUUAUAACAGAUUAAGGAUAUAAUUUAUGAACUACACAGUGAUCUCUGUACAUAUUAGGAUGUCAAAUAAUUGUUUUAUUGCUAGAUUUUUAUAUGUGUAUACAACCUUUUAGCUGUAUUAUUAAUGUAGGCUAGCUUUAAUAUAGGUAUAUCACCAGUGGUUAAAAUCACCUGGUCUAAUUUACAUUUUUAUCAUUACAAUGUGACAAUCUGUGAAAUUUGAUUAUUCAUUGAUUAUGGAGAAAAUAAAUUUUCUUCACUCAGUAACUUGAUGACUUUUUCCUGUUUUUAAAUUAAUUUCUUAUGUAUGUGUAAUAUUCGAUGAGUUCUAAAGUUUGUCAUGUGUAUUACUGUAAGUCUUUGGAGUCUGUGGUCAGUAUUUUCUCUCAUUGUUUUCCAUAUUUAUGCUGUAUAAUCAUAUUUAUCUGGUCCUUCCAUAUAAUCACUGUUACGUAGAAUGACCAAGAUUGUCUUGUAAUAUAGCUCAAUAGCAAUACUUUGAAGUGAAAAGUGUGAAAAAUCAUUUUCACAAUAUUCAUAUUGGCAAUAUAGUUUUUUAUAUAUCAAGUAUACAGUGAGUAAAUUAAAUGAUAAAAAGACCAAAUUUAAUUUGUAUCAAUGACUAAGAACAAUAACUCCAGAAAAUGAUGAUUUAAUUUAUGUAGUGUUACCUGUUAUAACCAGGUAUACCUUACAUAUACAGUUAACCUGCUUAGAAGUACCAGGUACAUUUUCUUUAUGUGGUCUUUCAGUGUCUUAAAUAAUACUUGCAUGUAUCAAUGGAUGUUUGUUUAGUUCCUGUCCAGAAACUGUUGGUGCUCAUGGAUAGAACCUCCUGAAAGCAUUUAAUUCAUUUACCAAUAUGGAAUCUUUAAAAAAAUUCUUUUGUUAAGGAAAAGACAAAUUUUGAAUGAUAUACCUGUCAAGAGUGACUGAUUACAUAUAUAUGCAUGAUUAUUUUUAUAGUUUCUACCUGUCUUCAGAAUAACCUUUUACAUGUAUGUUUACUUAUCUAGAAGCAGCACUUUUUUGUUUUCCUGUCUAGAUGGACCAUUUGUCUGUAUUGAAAAACACAAGAGCUUCCUGCUUACAGUGCCAAUCAAUUAUUCAAUGGUUAAAAUGUGAACACAGUCAUGUGCAUGUCCUGUUGACAGAACCUGAUCUUUUUGUACAAUGUAUAAUGGAAUGUGUUGACAUUCCUAUUUUGGAUGAGACGUUGACAUUUCUGCUGUGGACAGAAUAUUGACGUCCUUUUUGGGUACAGAAUGUCGAUGUUACUACUGUGGACAGGAUGUUAAUGUUCCUGUUGUAGACAGGAUGUAGAUGUUGCUGUUGUGUACAGGAUGUAGAUGUUCCUGUUGUAGACAGGAUGUUGAUGUUCCUGUUGUGUACAGGAUGUUGAUGUUCCUGUUGUAGACAGGAUGUUGAUGUUCCUGUUGUGUACAGGAUGUUAAUGUUCCUGUUGUAGACAGGAUGUUGAUGUUCCUGUUGUAGACAGGAUGUUGAUGUUCCUGUUGUGUACAGGAUGUUGAUGUUCCUGUUGUGUACAGGAUGUUGAUGUUCCUGUUGUAGACAGGAUGUUGCUGUUCCUGUUGUAGACAGGAUGUUGCUGUUCCUGUUGUAGACAGGAUGUUGAUGUCCCUGUUGUAGACAGGAUGUAGAUGUUCCUGUUGUAGACAGGAUGUUGCUGUUCCUGUUGUAGACAGGAUGUUGAUGUUCCUGUUGUAGACAGGAUGUAGAUAUUCCUGUUGUAGACAGGAUGUUGAUGUUCCUGUUGUAGACCGGAUGUUGCUGUUCCAGCUGCAGACAGGAUGUAGAUGUUCCUGUUGCAGACAGAAUGUAGAUGUUCCUGUUGUAGACAGGAUGUUGAUGUUCCAGCUGCAGACAGGAUGUUGAUGUUCCAGCUGCAGACAGGAUGUAAAUGUUCCUGUUGUAGACAGGAUGUUGAUGUUCAAGCUGCAGACAGGAUGUUGAUGUUCCUGUUGUAGACAGGAUGUAGAUGUUCCUGUUGUAGACAGGAUGUUGAUGUUCAAGCUGCAGACAGGAUGUUGAUGUUCCAGCUGCAGACAGGAUGUAGAUGUUCCUGUUGUAGACAGGAUGUUGAUGUUCCUGUUGUAGACAGGAUGUUGAUGUUCCAGCUGCGGACAGGAUGCUGACAUUACUGUUGUAGACAGAAUGUAGAUGUUCCUGUUGUAGACAGGAUGUUGACAGGAUGUUGCUGUUUCUGUUGUAGACAGGAUGUUGCUGUUUCUGUUGUAGACAGGAUGUUGAUGUUCCUGUUGUAGACAGGAUGUAGAUGUUCCUGUUGUAGACAGGAUGUAGAUGUUCCUGUUGUAGACAGGAUGUUGAUGUUCCAGCUGCAGACAGGAUGUAGAUGUUCCUGUUGUAGACAGGAUGUAGAUGUUCCUGUUGUAGACAGGAUGCUGACAUUACUGUUGUAGACAGGAUGUUGCUGUUUCUGUUGUAGACAGGAUGUUGAUGUUCCAGCUGCGGACAGGAUGCUGACAUUACUGUUGUGGACAGGAUGCUGAUUAUUCCUCACUUCAGUUACAAUUGAUCAUAAAAAACCAAUAUGUGCACACAUUUUACACAAUUAACAUAAUUAAUUCCUAGCUGUCGUUAUGUAUACACAUGCCAUGCCCAUAUGUAGCAUUCUAUGUAUGUGUUGGAAAAGGUAGCAUUCUGUUUCUGUGAUCAGAUUAUAUAAAGUAGAGCCUACAGUCUCUGUGCCUGAUGGUAUAGUAUAAAGAUUCAGUGUCUGUGGUAUAGCCUUCCUUACCAACAACAUUACACAGUUCUAUACGUAUAUAUAAUACUUACCAAACUUGAAUAUUGAUAAGUGGUCUAUAUAGGUUUAGAUUAAGUGACAAUUGACCAGUACUGUGUGUGGUCAGUGUACUUGGACUGCUACAGGUCAGAGUGACUGAAUCGUUAUUUCCAACAUGUCUGAAAAUAUUGUGAUAAGAGAUCCAAGUUUCUGAUGUCUGGAAAAGUAUGAGGUUAGAACUGUAUUUCCAAUGUUUUGAAAUAGUGUGAUAUUAGAUCCAAAUUUCCGAUGUCUGGAAAAGUGUGAUAUUAGAUCCAAAUUUCCGAUGUCUGGAAAAGUGUGAUAUUAGAUCCAAAUUUCUGAUGUCUGGAAAAGUGUGAUAUUAGAUCUGUAUUUCGGAUGUUUGGAAAUAUUGUGAUGUUAGAUCCAUAUUUCUGAUGUUAAGAAGUACUGUAAUGCUAGAUAUGUAUUUCUGAUGUUUGGAAAUAGUGCGAUGUUAAAUCCAUAUUUUUCCAAUAUCUAGAAAUAAUGAGAUAUUACAGAUCUGUAUUUCCCAUAUGUGUGGAAAUAGUGUGAUAUGCUAAAGGCUUAAUGUUGCUGUAUGUUUAAGCAUUGUUUCUACAUCUUUGUCAAUGUGUCAGAAAUGUUGUCCAAAGAAAAAUUACCGUCAAUAAACUUUAUAACAUGCUCAAAGAAA